AUGCCAGACAAGAAACCUGUCGCUAACGAGGUGUGGCUCAAGGUCAUCGAGUGGCUUGAUCCAAAGGCGCUGAAGAAUGCUCGGCUGGUCAACAAAGCAUGGAGAGACUUUGCUACACCUCAUCUAUUCCGCACGGCGAUCUUCAGUCCGGAGCCCCUCAAUGUCAAGAACUUGCGGAAGCUGGCGAGGACCGAGCAUCUUGCAAAAUUCGUUGAAGUCCUUCACCUUGACUGCACCACAACAAUGCCGAAGAUGGUAGAACCCUACGCCGUAGCAGCAUCAAACUACUUCGCCAAGGUCUUCGCGCUAGGAGAGCAAAAGACCGGUCCGCUAUGCGCAGCUAAUCUCCUCGAAGUCCUCCAGACCGACUCCUCCGCGCACCUGAACCACAAGUAUCUCACCGGCAAACCUCGAGGUCAUUUCAUUGCUGGCUUCACGCUAUACAACGCUCGAUUCUCAUACGCCGACCGAAUGUCAAGGGCUGACGAGGUAUACGCCCAACUCGUGUAUGUCACAAGCAAGUUCAUCAAUUUGAAGCAUGUGGGCACGUUGUCAUACUGGACGACAUCAAAGGAGCCGUAUCAGGAUGACUUCAAGCAAUAUCUCAUAAACAAUUUGCCCAGAAAGAGCAUUGACCUAAUCUCGGGCAUCAAUCCGCCGCCUGGGUUAGUCGCAACCACUAAGACAAUCACUAGUGGAUCGAAUCGUCAGAGAACCUUCACGAGUGCUUUCGGUGCUCCAGGUGCGGCUGCACGCGGUCUCCACGUCAUGAUCCUACCGCCUUCUUACAGCGCCUGUUCCCACGACACUCACACUCACGAGAUCAUCAAUGGUGCGCUCCGGGCUCUUCGCAAGAACAAUUUCAGGCUAGUAUCGCUUUUCUUGCCCGGCCCCGAUGAGCUGGAUCAUACCAAAGCUACCGAAAAACGCGAUGGCAUUGUACCUCUACCCAGUCUGCUUGAAGGUGUUCAAUCGAAGACCUCGAGCCUAGUCCUCCCUCUGUUCCGAACCUUGAAAGUCCUGGAGCUCAACAUCGACUUCGUGCACGGUGGAAACACUUAUCGAUCCAGACGUGGGUUCUAUGCACCGCUGGACAGUAUCAGAAACGCUAUUCAACAGAUGUCGCAGCUAGAGUCGUUGAGCAUCGGAGCCCCGAAGGCGCUUCUCGGCGACCACUCCGUCUGGGAUCUCUCAAAACUUCUGCUCUUCAAGGAGGCUGACUACCCCGAAGUCGAUGAAGAAGACGAUGCUGGUGAUGACGACGCCGAUUUUGGUAUUCCCCCGCCAGAAAUGUCACAGUUUUUGAACAUGAUGCUUGGUGGCAUCUUGGCCGGCACAGCUCCUGGCAACAACAAUCCCGCACCAACAAACGGUUCCAGCUCGCAACCGGCUGCAUCUUCCGCUGCAUCAAUGCUGGGCUCGAUGCCGCCGGUUCAACUCGGACCUGCAGUCGUUGCCGGCGUGGAAACUGUGACUGCGAACGGAGCAACUACCGCGCAUGCCCUGCCACCAAUCGCCAUACCGCCCAUCGAUAUGUCGCAGCUUCUAGGCACUUCUCAAGGUCCAGGUUUGUCCAACCGCAGGACUUCUGCUACACCACUUAAGCCGAAUCCUUGGCCAAAGCUCAAAUACCUCUCGCUCUGGAAUUUGCCUGCAUCGCCGCAGCAGCUCUCGCGCCUAGUCAAGACCGUAAAAGGCUCUCUCAAGGUUCUGAAACUCGACAACAUCCACUUUGGGCCAGUUCCAACCCCACUGGAUCUUUCGAGAGGGCAUCAUCACCCGCACCACAAUCAUACUGAAUCUGAAGCUCCAGAGCCCUCCGUGGAUGGCUCCGAGAACGAGUCCGACGGUGGCGAUGAGGAUCUUCCCGAACUCCUCGACACUGAAGACGCCAGUCUCUCAGCUUCGCAUGUUGCGAAUACUUCAGAGGCCGCCCCAGUCCACGAAGUCCCGUCGUCUUCCGGUGUUCCACAAACCGGUCCUGCUUCAGCUCAACCAAAUGGUCAAUCUCAACUUCAAUCCAAUGUGCAAACUCAAACUCAACCGCAGGGCCCUCCCCAACCUCAAACAGACGGGAACCAAUCCACGACUACGUCAACUAAGCCGGAAGCAGGCAAAGCGUGGCUCGAAACAAUCGAGAUGCUCGCCGAUGAGCUGAGUCUUGACGAAUGCAGCAUCGUCUUGCACCCAACUGAAGAGUACGAGGUUUGCGACGCGUUGGCGAAACAGCUGACUGUCAAUGUCUGGGAGGAGAUGGGGCCUUUCAGCAUCGAGAUCUCUCGCUAUCUUCUCGGAGGCAACGGCAUAGGCUUUCCACUGCACACGGCGAAUAGGAUCCAGCAGAUCAGUGAGGGUGGUGACGAAGAGA
Molecule: messenger RNA, 2368 nt
Organism: Cyphellophora attinorum
Lineage: Eukaryota; Fungi; Ascomycota; Eurotiomycetes; Chaetothyriales; Cyphellophoraceae
Exons: 2
Molecular function (GO): protein binding
Source: RefSeq, a predicted model, not a curated record